Messenger RNA from Periophthalmus magnuspinnatus, 1719 nucleotides. RefSeq lists its product as uncharacterized. NCBI's taxonomy places the organism in Eukaryota, Metazoa, Chordata, Actinopteri, Gobiiformes, Gobiidae. The coding region runs from base 360 to 812 and encodes 150 amino acids. The transcript has 5 exons. The record is from RefSeq and is a predicted model, not a curated record.
CCCUGAGCCAAAGAAAAGGCACAGGUCUGCUAAAAAUGAGCUAGUGCUACAUCUGUGGAACUAUUUCCGUUUUUUUGCGAUGAUUUUUCUAAUUUAUUAACGAGCAAUAUCCUAAUGUGUUGCUCUUGUGUGUUAUCCAUCUGAAGUCCAUUUAAAAGGCUCUGUGGCUCGUGUUUAGCCGUAGCUAGCUAACUCACUAGCUAAAGCAGCAUCUGUUUUUGUUGUGGCCUGUUUCUGCGAGGCUGCACUCAAAAGCUGCUCUCAAAACUCAAAGAGAUGGAACACUGUACAAGCUGAACGGACAAAAUGAUUAAUUAAGGCCCAGUGAAUUGUUCAGCUGAGAGGUUUCUGAACUCACUAUGGAGCUGUACUGGUACAUAGUUGUGGUCGUAUUCAUCAUCAUCAAGAUCUUUUUCUAUGUUUGCUGGUACCGGUCCACCCAAAGGCAGCUGGCAGCCUACCUGAGAACUCCUCACAAUGCUCAGAUUGUCAUUGUGGGAGGAAGAGCAUACCUAAAUCAGAUGUGUGAAAGACGGAGUGAGGACUUGUCUGUAGAAGAGGCCUCUUCAGCUCUGCCCACUGCUCCCUCCUUCUCACACCUGGACAUGCCACCUCCAUAUGAUGCUGUUUCUAAUGAGGAAGAGCUGAAGCCCCCUCCAUACAGCGAGUGCACCCGCAGUGACAGUGCAGCAGCAAGCAGAGAAGGAGGCAGCUCUAUAAACAUCACAGAAGCCCCUCCUCCUUAUACCCCGUCUCCACCAAGACAUGCCCCCCCAGCACCUGCACCUGCACUGCCAGAGAACCAGGGCUAGUCCUAUACCUCUCUGAUACGUCCUAAUACCAAUUUGCCUUUCCGCAGACUACUUUUGGGUUAUUGACACACAAAUCUGUAGUUUAGUGAGUGUGUGUGUGUGUGUGUGUGUUUUUUUUGAUACUUCUUCAUAAGGUGCAAUGAGGACAAUAUGUGAUGUCAUCAUUGUACCCUGCUCAUGCCAUAAAGCUGAGGCCAUCGAAGCUGCCCUCAAGCUAUGGCUCUAAAACCCCUUAACGCCAUGGUCAAUCAGUCAUAAAAAUAUUGUAUCCAUAAGCGUUUCUACUUGUUACAAUCCAGUCUGUACGUAUGCAGUACAAUACUUUAAUUUGACAGAAAGAUUAUUUCUGUUGUCAACCUGUUUUGUAAAGGCAAGGCAAGGUAUUUCAAUCAAAUGGGGUUGACUUUUUUUAAGAGACUCAAGUGCCUUUUUAUCACUAGCUGAAAGUGGGUCACAAUGACACUGAUGAUAAAGGGAACGCAGCUUCUAUCAGCUUCGUCGUAGUACAAAUGCACUGUUUUCUCCUAGUCCAUACAAACUGAGAUUUUUCAUGUUUGGUGUUUGUUGUAGAUAUUCUAGUUUUUGCUUUAACAUGUGCGUUUUUUACAUGUGACUGUAUUUCACGUAGCAACAGUGAUGCGAAACUACACAAUACAUUUCACGAUACAUUUCACAAAUCAAACUCCAGUCCGCAAUUUUUUGUCCAUUUAAAAAGAUGCAAGUUUCAUCAUUCACCCAAACCAAAAAGACACCUCGAUUUUAAAUACUUUCAUUUCAUAUCAUAAUUCCGAAAUCUCUGACAGACAUUCCUGCCUGAUUUUGUAUGAAAAAAAAAAAAAUGUAUAAAAGUUUGUUACUGUUCCUGUUGUUGUGUUACCUGCAAAAUAAUUACAAUAUACUUUUCUAA